AUGUAAACAUGUAGACGACAGAAGUCCUCACAAAGUAUCACCACUUCUGUUCGGACAGUCUAUCGGCAACCUAACCUUUCCCCCUGGUAACACCUGUAAACAAAGCCCUCCAAAAUGCCGAAACAAAUGGAAUCAUCCAUCGAUUUGGAGAACCGAGAUCCCAACAAUAUCAAUGACCACUUAAAGGUCCAGUUUGAGGAUGUGUUGGCUGAGCCCGAAGGUGCCCACAGCAUUGACUGCUGUUGGAAGUGCACCAACACAUGCUUCAACUGCGCCUUCAAAUGCUGCUACAUGUUGAUGACCCUGUGUGGACCUCUGUACGGUCUCUACUACGGUUGGAGUUACGCCAUGCUUGCCUGUGCUCAUAUUUGGCAGUACACACCCCAGAUCAGAGCUUGCGAGAUCAACUGCAUCAUGAUGAGGAAGGUGUACACCAUCUGCCUCAACUGCUUCCUGACGCCAUGUUGCGAGUCCUGCGGUGCCUUCUUCAGUAGGAUUCAAGUCAAACAAUAACAUUGUUUUGUGCCUACAUAUCUGUGAAUGGGAAUUAAAUAGUAAGAAAUAAAAACAUGAACAGCUAUGACAUUCUUUAACAAAGUAAAGCAUAAAUGGAUGAAAAUAUCCUGUAAAUUUAAGCGCAUAUUUUACAGCGUCUGUUCUCUUGAUCACAAAGCAAUAGUGAGAACUACCAUGUUCUGCCAUCAAGAACAUACUUUAUUUGAUGAAUUGACAUUUCUGGAAGUGAAACUUGAAACAUAUCUUGCUCCGUGUUCCAAACGACUGUAUAUUUAGGCUCACUUGUUAUGUAUGUAGUAAAAAGAACAGUACCCCCUCCCCCCUCUUUGUAUGUAUUACGCCUGUCGACGUGUCAGUUCAUACAAGUGUCGCGUUUGUUUUAUACUUUUUUAAGGACCUUGAUCUCAACAUGAUGUAUCCAUUAGUACAACACCAAUUAGUAUUGUACAUAGUACAGAAACUUCUGCAACGAAUAAAUCUUCUUUUGUUAUA
Haliotis rubra (blacklip abalone) is the source of this 1008-nucleotide messenger RNA. Its product is annotated as caveolin-1-like. NCBI's taxonomy places the organism in Eukaryota, Metazoa, Mollusca, Gastropoda, Lepetellida, Haliotidae. Bases 115 to 513 code for a protein of 132 amino acids. Gene Ontology annotation, molecular function: molecular adaptor activity. Gene Ontology annotation, cellular component: caveola. The transcript is spliced from 2 exons. Gene Ontology annotation, biological process: caveola assembly. The record is from RefSeq and is a predicted model, not a curated record.